Chaetomium globosum CBS 148.51 is the source of this 1395-nucleotide messenger RNA. RefSeq lists its product as uncharacterized. The coding region runs from base 1 to 1395 and encodes 464 amino acids. The record is from RefSeq and is a predicted model, not a curated record. The transcript is spliced from 5 exons. Lineage: Eukaryota; Fungi; Ascomycota; Sordariomycetes; Sordariales; Chaetomiaceae. Gene Ontology annotation, cellular component: alpha DNA polymerase:primase complex. Gene Ontology annotation, biological process: DNA replication, synthesis of primer.
AUGAAUCGUAUCGAUGUUAAAAAGCGAGUCCUCGACCACCGAAAGAAACAGUUCGCGGGUCCUUUGUAUAAGGAGACGCAGUACCCGCACCGCCUGAACUUCUACGCAACACCACCCACCGCCGACAUCACCCUCGAGCAGUUUGAACAAUGGGCCAUCAACAGGUUACGAGUUCUCGCCGAACUCGAAGCGUGCUCCUUCCGCAACAAGACCCCCGCCGAAACGGCCGUGCACAUGAAGCCACUCCUGGACAAGUACCUCCCACUCGACGCUAGCAGCUCCAACAACUCGGAGCUGCACCUACAGCGCCAGCAGGACCACUACAGCCACUUCAUACUGCGGCUGGCCUUCUCGUCGACCGAGGACCUGCGGCGGCGCUUCGCCCGCGUCGAGACCAUGCUGUUCCGCCUGCGCUUCCAGACGGACGACUCGCGCGAGCGCGCCGCCUUCGUGAGCAAGCUCAACCUCGAUUGGGAGCCCGUGUCGGACGAGGAGAAGCGCGAGCUGGCGCCGCGGUUGGCGACGACUGUCGGGUUUGGGUACGGCAAGCGCGCGCAGCAGGUGCUGGAUGAGGACUGGUGCAAGGUGGAUUGGACGCGCGUGCCGGAUUUGGUGGAGAGCCGCAAGGUGUUUGUCAAGGCGGGCAUGGCGUACGUGCCUGGGAGAGAGCAGCAGAGUAUGGUGUUGAAUGCGUUCAGCAAGCGGUUGGGGCAGGCGUUAGAGCUCACAGCGCGCGCGCUCCCCCGAUUAGACGAAGACGACCGCCUCGCCCCCAUCCUCGACCACCUCUCCAAGAACUUCACCACGCCGGACGCGAGCUACACGGGCUCCGGGGCGGCGGUUGAGGGCGCCGAGAUCACGGCGCGCAACAUGGACAACCUCUCGCAGCACUUCCCCAUGUGCAUGAGCCACCUGCACCGGUCACUCCGGCGCGACGCGCACCUCAAGCACUUCGGGCGGCUGCAGUACACGCUCUUCCUCAAGGGCAUCGGGCUCAACCUGGAGGAGUGUCUCAUCUUCUGGCGGUCCGGGUUCAGCAAGAUCACGGACGACACCUUCAACAAGGAGUACCGCUACAACGUGCGGCACGUCUACGGCGACGUGGGCGGCGACUCGAACCGCCGCAGCGGCGGCUACAGCCCCUACAGCUGCCAGAGGAUCCUGACCGAUAACGCACCGGGCCCCGGCGAGGCCCACGGUUGCCCGUACCGCCACUUCAGCCUGGACAACCUGACCACGCUGCUCCGCGCGUCGGGCGUGGCCGACAACGCGGUCCUGAAGGGUGUGAAAGAGGAUAAGGAGAGCCAGAAGUUUCACAUGGCGUGUAACCGGGGAAGCAGUACGCUGCCGGUGUUGGGCUUUCACAUGCAUGCGACAAAACAGCCUAGCAUGUGA